GGGCUUUUGCGCUAUUGAUAUCAAAAUUUUCAACGUCAACGUUCUUAAAAAAGAUAUUAAAGUAGUACUUUUGACGAAAGUUAAAAUGAAUUUAAUUACUUAUUUAUAGAAGAAACAUACAUAAAUUGUUGAUAAAUAAGUGACUGAUAGAUCAACAAACACUAAACAAACAAAAAAAUAAAUCAGGCAUACAUGUAAACUUGUCAUAAUCAUAUACAAUUUAAGAAGGUGAAAGUAAAGUCUAGUUGGCUGUUGGCAUAACACAGUUUAUACUGAUUACCUUGGUAUUGUGGUUUUAUGAUUUUUAUAAAUAUAAAUUUAUGAAAUAUUAACCAAGAAGGUACCAAAGGGCACCAUCCUACCUUUGAAAAAAAGAAAAAAAAGGCCUCGCUUAAUCUUAUUUUAUUUUUCUUUCACUAUACAGAUCAAGAUUCAAGAGCUGCAUGGACAUAGACAAUGUAAUUCUGGCGAAAUUGUCAUAUUCCAAGGAUUGCAGAUUAUACAUGUUGUAUUAGAUAUUUUGAAUAUCCUCUUCUAACUCGAGGAACAAUUGUUCUGUACUCUUGAAAAAGAAUUCUUAAAAUACAGAAAUUGGUUUCUACAAAAAGAUAAAGCAAGAUGCAGAUGUCGGAUGGUACAGUGAUGGAGACCAGUCAGACAUGUUUAAAUGUCAAUAUCCAAGAAACAAAAAGUGACGAGGUCGUACAGUGGGAGAAUAAUGUCCGAACAACCUCACAAUUCCAGGAAUUGCUACAAGACAACUUAGAGGAGGACGUUAUAUUUGAGAUAUUUAAACUUGUUGAGCGUGGUUUCAUUGAGCUAGAAGACAUUGACGAGACAGUCAGGAAGGCGUUGACUCGGUUCAGCAGGAAGCAGGGCAUACAGUUUUUCAAGGUGCUGGCAAACAAAGAUCUAAGUCACAUAGCUCGUAAAGCUCCCUACAUAUGCUCACAGACCAAGAUUUUUGGGUAUUAUAUAAAGAACCAAGCUACGAUAUUUAAUGGACCAAACCAAGAUAAGGUCGAUGAUUUACUGAAUAAGACACAUUAUCCACUCAAAGUAACACAAGGUCAAAGAUGUUAUGGACCUGCACCAGACUGGGAAGGCCUGGAACCGGAACAUCGUGAGAUUUCUGUCAGUAAGAUUCCGUCAGACUGGUACGAAGACAAACUGGUUCCAGUGUUUGCAAAAUUCGGCAAGAUUUAUGAGUUACGUAUCAUGGUAGAUAACAUCACGGGAUUGACCCGAAAUUUCUGUUUUAUUAAAUAUUGGGACGAGGAAGAGAAUGAAAGGGCUCUCCGGAAGAUUGAUGGAAUGAUGAUCGAGGAAGGCCAGACAUUGAAGGCAAAUUUUUCAUCUUGUAACAAGCGGAUUUUUGUCGGAAACGUUCCUAAGACAAUGACUGCCGAGGCGUUGAAACAGACUUUUGGUGAAUAUGUUGAAGGUAUAACAGAUAUAGAAGUGUUUGUAAGUGAAGAGAGAGCUGACCAAGGUCACCGUAACCGAGGUUUCUGUUUUGUCGAGUUCAAAAAUCAUGGUCUGGCAGCUGAGGGGAAGAAAAUGCUGUCUGGUAUUGGACCAAGACUUUUUGAUGGACAAAUGUUAAAGGUUGAAUGGUGCGAGCCUCAGUAUGAACCCUCGUCUCAAGAACUGGUCAAAGUAAAAGCUGUCCAUGUUAGUAACUUAUCAUCUGACGUUACAGAAGAGAUGCUGAGAAAGAAGUUUGAAUAUUACGGAAAACUGUUCCACGUGCAGAAAGUACGAGACUACGCAUUUGUUCAUUUUGAGGAGCGGGAGGACUGUUUGAGAGCCAUAGAGGAAGCAAACAAUACAGAGUUUGGUGGACUAACUAUCAAGUGUCAUAUUUCAACUUCGGGACCGUUGAAGAGAAAAAUCAAGCGACAGAACGAGAAAGCUCGUAUGCGCGGCGAAUUUGGAUUUGGAAAAAGGAAGGAAAGACAACCACCACCUCCGCCCAAAAGAAAAAAUGAUUGGAGAUUAAGUGAUGGUGGCGGUCAUAGACAAGGGGGAGGUGGAUACAGGCAAGGAGGUGGCGGUUACAGGCAAGGAGGUGGGGGUUACAGGCAAGGAGGUGGGGGCUAUGGUGGUGGGAAUAACAGAUAUGGCGGAGGUGGAAAUGACGGAUUUAGGGCUGGAAUGAAAAGGAGGCACGAUGAUCGAGAUGAUAGGUACGGGAACUACGGCGGGGGGUAUUCCGGUGGGUAUAAGCAGGCCCGAUAUUGAGAAAACUAUGAGAAUUAUGGAUGAAAUCUCUGAAUGAUCUAGUUUGCUGAAGACAAUUCAGUUGGAAGUUCUUUGAUAUAUUUGACGAUGUACAACAGAAAGUACUUUAGAGUGAGCAUGACAAUGAAAGAAGGAAAUGAAAUUUUUAGUUUGGACUUUUGUCUUUUGUCACUUCUUUGUACUAGCCACUUCUGCUAUUUUACUUUCCUACACAGUGACUUCAAAUUUUUUGAAAAGAAUUUUGAGUUAUUUGUAAAUGUCUCAUUGAUUCAUGAUGAAUUAGAUAUUGGUCAUAAGGAAUUCAAUAGGUAUGAGCAUAACAUGUACAGGAAAGGAGUUUAUCAAUAAACUUUAUCAACUAUGAAAUAUUAGUUGAAGAAAGUAUGAAUUUUCAGAGGUUCUUUAUUGCUUUUCCGUAUGGCAGUAUGGUCCAAUUUUCAAGUGAUAUUCAUUUUAAAGUUUGGUCUUUUAAAUGUCAUGCCAUUUUCAUUUUUCAUAUGCCAUUUUCAAAUGUUGUUUGUAAGAAAACAAUUCUUUGUCAUUAAAUCUGUUGUUAAUGUUUUGUUUCUUAUUUCAUCAAUUAUCAUUGAUAAAUCAUGGUAUUUUUUAAGAAAUAAAAGUCUGAGGUAAAAUGA
Molecule: messenger RNA, 2879 nt
Organism: Ruditapes philippinarum (Manila clam)
Lineage: Eukaryota; Metazoa; Mollusca; Bivalvia; Venerida; Veneridae
Product: heterogeneous nuclear ribonucleoprotein R-like
Exons: 10
Coding region: 619-2244 (541 amino acids)
Cellular component (GO): nucleus; ribonucleoprotein complex
Molecular function (GO): mRNA binding
Source: RefSeq, a predicted model, not a curated record